Peronospora matthiolae is the source of this 1059-nucleotide messenger RNA. The record is from the annotation of a GenBank genome assembly. Lineage: Eukaryota; Oomycota; Peronosporomycetes; Peronosporales; Peronosporaceae.
AUGUUCAGCGCCUCAUUUGCGCUCGUCACGCUCGUGCUCUUCGUCCCCGUCACGCUCGUGGCGCUCUUGUUCAUUUGUUUUCGAGCUGGAAUCGAUCCUGACAACACGCGACGAGGAGCUCCGCACACUCUUUCGCAUCGGACCUUCCUCCUCGCGCACGUUUUCGCUGGGAACGAGGAAUCCGGUUUACUCGAACGACGUCGAGGCAAUAACGACCUCGUGCGGCUCUUUUACCGCUUCUGGCUGCCGAAACAUCUCUCUUCUGCUGCCGAUGCCAAGGCGGUGGUCGUCGUGCUCCACGGCGUGAACUCGCACAGUGCGCGCAACAACAAGUUCAUGGUCGAGGUCCUGCAGCACGGCUUCCUUGUCGCAGGUAUCGACCACGAGGGCAUGGGACGCAGUGAUGGCCGACACGGAUACUUCUCCAGUGUCCACACGCUCGCGGACGACGCGAUUGCGUUCGUGGCGCUCGUGAAGGACAAAUAUCCGGGCAAGAAAGUGUUUCUGCUUGGCGCAUCGCUUGGCGGCCUGGUCGUCCUGCAUGCACUUAGUAAAGGCGGUCCGAAGCUCGUGGAUGGUGCGGUCAUUUUGUGUCCAGCUACCGAGAUCCAUAAGGCCUCGCGGCCGUCUUUUGUCAUGGAAACUAUUGGCAGGAUGCUGCAUGUUUAUAUGCCAAAGUUGCCGCUUGUGACGGCCAACAGCGGCCAUAACAACUCGCCGGAAGUCGCGGCACUUGCAACUGCAGAUAAGCAUGCGGAUCCUCUGUACUAUCCCGGCAAGAUGCGCAUUGGUACGGGACUAGCUCUUCUUGAAGGUAUUAAGAGCAUUCAAGACAAGCUCGAGUUGAUUGAGACACCGUAUCUGCUGCAGCACGGCAUGGAAGACAGGGCUUGCAGUGUCACGGGUUCAGCGGCACUUCACUUAAAGACGCGCAGUGCCGACAAGACAUUCAAGACGUACGAAGGAGCGCACCAUGAUCUAGCCAGCGAGCCACCUCGCAUCCGUGAUGCAGUGGUGCGCGACUUUGUGGCUUGGUUAGAAGACCGUGCCAAGCCGUAG